Gilbertella persicaria is the source of this 709-nucleotide messenger RNA. Its product is annotated as TB2/DP1, HVA22 family-domain-containing protein. The coding region runs from base 17 to 574 and encodes 185 amino acids. The transcript is spliced from 3 exons. Lineage: Eukaryota; Fungi; Mucoromycota; Mucoromycetes; Mucorales; Choanephoraceae. The record is from RefSeq and is a predicted model, not a curated record.
UCUUAUUUAAAAAAUAAUGGCUACAGCUAGUCCUUACAGUGCUCAAGGUGCUCAAGAAAAGGUAAAGGAAGUUUUGGUUCGUCUUGAUACCGAACUCUCCAAGUUCAAAUACGCCAAUGAUUUUGAACAAAAGACGGGUGUUCCCAAAAGCUAUGUUGCCCUUGGUGGUGCUGGUAUUGUCUUUUUGAUGAUUUUCUUUAAUAUUGCUGGUCAACUCUUGACAAGCAGUAUUUCAUGGUUGUAUCCUGCUUAUGCUUCUUUUAAGGCCAUUGAAUCUGCAGACAAGGAAGAUGAUAAGCAAUGGUUAACUUAUUGGACUGUAAUUGGUUUUGUUCAAAUGAUGGAAUACUUCUCUGAUAUUCUUCUCUAUUGGUUCCCUUUUUACUAUCUCUUCAAGACUUUGCUUGUGCUUUACUUAGCCUUGCCUCAAUUUAAAGGUGCUGAAACUCUUUACAAUCGCUUCUUGCGUCCUUAUCUCCUUAAUGCUCAAGGUGAUAUCGACAUCCAUACCAACAAAUUUAAGGCUAAGGUGAAUGAGUUUACUUCUGAAUUGACUGGUAACAAAACUGAAUAAAUGAUUGUUUCAAUCCAAACAUUAUGUGCGUAAAACGAGAUGUCACAUGCUAUUAAAACAAGGGACACCUUUCUUGAGUAAAGAAAAAAAAAGUCUAUCUAACAAGAGAAAAGAUGAUUGGAUAAAAAGACUGAC